Mytilus californianus (California mussel) is the source of this 2606-nucleotide messenger RNA. Its product is annotated as stomatin-like. The transcript has 9 exons. NCBI's taxonomy places the organism in Eukaryota, Metazoa, Mollusca, Bivalvia, Mytilida, Mytilidae. The record is from RefSeq and is a predicted model, not a curated record. Bases 191 to 1075 code for a protein of 294 amino acids. Gene Ontology annotation, cellular component: plasma membrane.
AAACCAUGGUCAUGUGUGUUGUGACGUAUCUAAGUGUGGUUUUCCGGCCAUUUCAACAGAACUGCUUACUACCUGUGACUAUUUAAAUUUCGUUUCAGGGAUUAGACAACCCAGUUUUGUUGUGCACUCAUCUCCGGAUAAAGCAUACGUUUUGUGAGAAUAUACACAGUUUAUUAAUCUGGAAACUGAAAUGUCUACAGCCAGCACCAAAGAUGAAAAGUCGAUCCUUGUACGUUCUGCAUAUAAUAAUUCAAGUUACCAGAUGGGUGACCAGAGAAAUAUGCAGGAUUCGUCCGAUGACGGGAUUGGAUGCUGCGGAUGUAUACUGAUGGGAUUAUCUUACCUUCUUGUUGCCUUAUUUUUCCCCUUUUCUCUAUGUAUGACAAUAAAGAUUGUUACUGAGUAUGAACGAGCGGUCAUCUUUCGGUUGGGUCGAGUACUGCCAGGAGGGGCGAAAGGACCUGGAAUGUUCUUCAUAUUACCAUGUCUUGACGAGUUCAAAAAGGUCGACCUCCGUACAGUGUCCUAUGAUGUCCCACCUCAAGAGAUUUUGACAAAGGAUUCUGUGACAGUUGCUGUAGAUGCUGUUAUCUACAGCCGUAUUUUUGACCCAACGAUGUCCGUGUGUAACGUAGAAAAUGCAGAUUCAUCUACUCGAUUAUUGGCAGCUACAACCUUGAGAAAUGUCCUUGGAACUAAAAACAUGUCUGAACUCCUGACUGAACGAGAUUCUAUUGCUCAUCAAAUGCAGUCUAUCUUAGAUGAAUCAACAGAUCCAUGGGGAAUCAAGGUAGAGAGAGUUGAAAUUAAGGAUGUCAGACUUCCAGUACAACUCCAGAGAGCAAUGGCUGCCGAAGCAGAAGCUUCAAGAGAAGCUCGUGCUAAGGUUCUAGCAGCUGAAGGAGAACAGCGUGCCUCACGUGCUCUGAAGGAAGCAGCCGACAUUAUGGCCCAAUCACCAGCAGCCAUUCAGCUCCGUUAUUUGCAAACCCUGAACAGCAUCGCAGCAGAAAGAAAUUCCACCAUUAUUUUCCCAUUACCAAUGGAUUUGUUGAGUGGAUUUGGCAAAAAAUAGAACUGAUGUUUUUAUGUUGUUUAAAUCAAUUGUUGUUUGUACAAUAUAAAAGACGGAUUAUGUUUGAAAAUGGCAAAAAUCAAACAAUAUUACUUUAUAUAUAUAUAACAAAAUAUGCAUUGUCAUGUGAUAUCCUGAAUAUGCCUUAAUUACAAUAAUAAGAACAAAAAACGAGAAUUUUAGUCGUUUAAGAAGUGAAAAGUGACCUAAAGUUGCACGCAUCCACAUCCUUUGGUCUCAGGUGGAUAGUUGUAUCAUUGGCAAUCAUACCGUACCACAUUAUUUCUAUUGAUUAUAACGAAAGCAGGAAUGUUUGUAUUAUCAAUUCCAAUUUUUAUCUUCUUGUUAUCAAGAAAAUGGCCAGGCAUUCUCGACCCUCGUGGAGAUGUAACUCUUGAAGCGCUUUUCGCCGUUUUUUUUAUGAUAUUGCUCAAUGUUUGAAAUGUUCUGCGGUUUAUGUUUGAUUGGAAAGACAGCAAACCUCUUCAUGAACAUCUCAAACGAUUCAAGUUCUUGUGUAUGUUGUUUUAAAGACAAGACUGCGUAUGUUUUAAUACUCAAUGCUGGUGUCUUUCCUUCAUUUCAGGGUGAAACAUUUGCAAUUAAUGUUCCCAUGUUUAGUGAUAUCAUUACAUGUUCUAGUUUCAAUGCAGGCGGUAUUUAAAUAACAGCAAGGCUAGAUGAUAUAGAGGCAAUCAGGAAAAGUCCCCAUUUCUCAUUCAGAGGGGGAAAUAAGUACAAGACUACAAAAAGGUUAUUUUUCGUUUUUGCUAUGAAAUGUCAUUCAGUGCUGAAUAAAAGAAAAAGAAAUAUCUUAUUUAAUUUGUCCAAAAAAAGAAUGAAGGGGUUGGUAAAUUAAUAAUGUAUAUUUUUGACAAAUGUCAAUUAAAUUUAAAUUUAUUAGAAAUAUAAUUUUUUUAUUUUUUUUAAUUGUGAAAUCAAUAACAGAUAUUUUACAAAAAGUUGUACCAAUUUACUGGAACUUCAAUGAUAUUUCAAAGUAAAAUAUGGUGAUUUACAUUUUUAUAUUUAUCUAUACUUAUUUUAUGAAAAAAUACCACUUUGAGCACGUGAAAUGAUAGCUACCAUAUAAGCAAAUAGACUCUGACGUAAUGCAGUCAGAUUACAAUAAGAUGUUUAUCAGUCUUUAAAUUGCUGUGUUUUAUUUUGUAUCUGUAACACAUUUAUGUUGCCGGGUUUUAUCAGUAUUGCAUAAUUUAGUUGUUACGAUUACAUUAAAUUUCCUCUGUUCAAUGACAAACCGGCUGUACAUAAAGGGUUUAUGCGUAUUUAAAAGCUUGUCUAUUUUUAAAGUUACAUGUUAAGCAUGUUGAUUAAUUAAGACAUGCAAUUACAUAUUCCAUGUUUAUUUUUACUUGUUGUUUGUAUACUAUAUAUUUCUUAAUUACAUAAUAAAUUUAAAUAAUGAAGUUCCUGUUCCAAAUAUUAAAACUUAUAUUCUAUUUUUUCUAUAUUGUUAUUUGUAUUAUAUAAUAUCGUAAGGAAAAAAAAUAAAUUCAAUAAAAAAAUA